AGAUCAUCAAAUCCAUUCUUUUUCUUUGAUUUUCCAGUGUGGUCUUCCUCGAUUAGAUAGACAAUGUAGGGUUUAAAUCACCACAUCGUCUCGAUCUCGAGGAGUGGAGCGCAAAGGAGAGAGAGAGGAGGGAGAGAAGCAUCCAGUGUGUAAACUCGUGCGCUUGCUCUGGCUAUGGCGAAAAUGCGGGGAAUAUCCCCGCUUCUCUCUCCCCAGUGAUGGCAAUGGCAAGUGCGUGUGGGCAGCUCUGAGCGAGAGGGCGAUGGCGGCCUAGGCCAGGCAGGGAGACAAACGAAGAAGGAGCGAGCGAGCGAUCAUCUCGCGCCACGGUAGCUCGCGGCGGCGGGAUGGCAAUGCGGCUAGCGGUGCUAGCGCUCCUGGCGAUGGCGGUGGCGGCGCAGGAGGAUGUGGAGUGCCUGCGCGAGAUCAAGAGCUCGGUCACCACAGCGGGCGAGUAUCUCCAGUCGUGGGAUUUCAACACCAGCGCUGCCAACAUUUGCAACUUCCUGGGCGUCCAGUGCCUCCAUCCCUCGGAGAUCAAGGUCUAUAGUCUCUCCCUCCCCGGCGCUGGACUCCAUGGAUCCUUCCCGCGAGGUCUCAGGAAGUGUAGCAGCCUCACUGGCCUGGAUCUCUCGAGCAACUUCUUCACGGGGCCAAUCCCUGCCGAUCUCUGCCAGAUGCUGCCUUACCUCGUCAAGCUCGAUCUCUCGCAGAACAACAUCUCCGGGAUCAUCCCCCAGGAUCUCUCGCAGUGCCUCUACCUCAAUCAGCUGCGCCUCCAGAGGAAUCGGCUCGAGGGCGGGAUCCCGGGCCAGAUUGGGCUCCUCCCUCGCCUCCGGGAUUUCAAUGUCGCGGACAAUCGCCUCUCGGGGCCGAUUCCAUACACAUUCCACGCAUUCACGGAGCUCUCCUUCGCGGGCAACGAGGCGCUGUGCGGCGCGCCGCUGGGCGCCAAUUGCAAGGGCGGUGCCGCCGGCGCCGCGGCGGCGCACCGCGCGGCACGGGCCCGGACCGCCGUGGUGGCCGGCGUCGCCGCCGGCGGCACGCUCGCGCUGCUGGCGGCGUGCUUCCUCUGCUGCUGGGUGGUGCUGGGUGGGCAGCGGCGGCGGCGCAAGAGUGGCGCGGAGCUGGAGGAGGAGCUCCUGGAUAACGCGUGGCUCCGGCGGAUCAAGUCGCCCAGCGCUGUACUCGUCUCCAUGUUUGAGCAGCCCAUCGUCAAGAUCCGGCUCUCGGACAUCGCCGCCGCUACCGCCGGAUUCUCCCGCGACGCCGUCAUCGCCAUGUCCCGGACUGGAGUGUUCUACAAGGCGACGCUGCGCGACGGCUCCGUCCUGGCGGUGAAGAAGCUCCGCCGCGCCGCCAUGCACAGCGCGGGCGAGAAGCACUUUCGAUCGGAGAUGGAGGCCCUGGCCAAGGUCCGCCACCGCAACCUCGUGCCCCUCCUCGGCUACUGCAUCGCGGGCAACGAGCGCCUCUUAGUCUACAAACACAUGCCGUGCGGUAACCUCUUCAAUCGGCUGCAUACCGCCGCGGCAUCCACUCCGGGCGACAGCUCCUCCGGCUCCACCUCGGGGCGGCUCGACUGGGCCGCGCGGCUUAAGGUGGCGGUCGGUACCGCCCGCGGGCUUGCGUGGCUUCACCACAGCUGUAACCCGCGACUCGUCCACAAAGGUAUCACCUCGGCCAGCAUUCUACUGGACGAGGACCUGGAGCCGCGAAUCACGGACUUCGGCCUGGCCAGGCUGAUAGUUACCGGGCGCGGUAGGCCCGGUGGCGCCGGCGGUAAGAGUAACAGUGACGAGGAUGGUUUUUACGUGCCGCCCGAGGACUACUCCACGACGUAUUCACUGUCGCGGGCGACUAGCAUGAGCGCCGCGUCCACGACCGCGACACCAAAGGGGGACGUCUACGCGUUUGGGGUCGUGUUGCUGGAGCUCGUGACUGGGCGGCGGCCCAACGAUGGUAACGCUGGCGUCGGCGGUGGCGGCGGCGGUGGUGGUGGCGGUGACACUGGUGAUGGUGGAGGUGACAGUGAGGGUGGAGUUGCCGCGCGGUCUUCUUCCUCCAGGAGGAGCCUGGUGGAUUGGAUUGGCGAGCUCUUCAAGAGCGGCCAUGUCUCCGAGGCGGUGGAUCCGUCGCUGGUGGCGGAGGCGUCGGUGCUGCUGGCGGCGGGGAAUGGCGAUAGCAGCAACGGAAGCUCCGGGCGGCGGAGGGAGGUGAUGCAAGUGCUCAAGAUCGCGUGCUCGUGUGUUCUAUCCUUCCCAAAGGAGAGGCCCUCCAUGUACGAGGUCUAUCAUAUGCUCCGGGCAGUCGGGGAGGAUUACUAUCCGGUGGAGAACUUGAAUCCACUGCACAAUCACGCGAGGAAUCACCAAUUCCAGCAGCAGCAGCGGCCGAGAAGGAGUGGGAGGAAGUUCUUUGGGAAUCGGUGUGGUGAUCAGGAGGAGCAGGACUUGGAGAGUGGCGGCGCGCAAGCGGCGCCAGCACCUCCUCCGCCAGUGUUAGCGGCGCCAGAUCUUGCGGAAGCUGCUGCGAUUGCCACUGCUGCCAGCGCCGAUGACAAUCCCGGAGCUGCCAAGGCUUCUUCCUCCUCGGAGCAAACUGGAGUCCAAAUGCAAAGAUUGAACGCUUGAAAUUCUUCGCGCGCCUGUUUGAUUUAAAUUAUAGCGGAUAUUUGACUA
Molecule: messenger RNA, 2681 nt
Organism: Selaginella moellendorffii
Lineage: Eukaryota; Viridiplantae; Streptophyta; Lycopodiopsida; Selaginellales; Selaginellaceae
Product: probable inactive receptor kinase At1g27190
Exons: 2
Coding region: 348-2633 (761 amino acids)
Biological process (GO): protein phosphorylation
Molecular function (GO): protein kinase activity; ATP binding; protein binding
Source: RefSeq, a predicted model, not a curated record